Molecule: messenger RNA, 588 nt
Organism: Elephantulus edwardii (Cape elephant shrew)
Lineage: Eukaryota; Metazoa; Chordata; Mammalia; Macroscelidea; Macroscelididae
Gene: RGCC
Product: regulator of cell cycle
Exons: 5
Coding region: 1-588 (195 amino acids)
Biological process (GO): regulation of cell cycle
Cellular component (GO): cytoplasm
Molecular function (GO): protein kinase binding; protein kinase activator activity
Source: RefSeq, a predicted model, not a curated record
AUGAAGCCGCCUGCCACUCAGGGCAGCACAGCAGCUGCCACCGCCGCAGCCCCGGCCCUGGACUCGGCGGCCGCCGCGGACCUGACCGACGCGCUGUGCGAGUUUGAUGCGGUGCUGGCGGACUUCUCGUCGCCCUUCCACGAGCGCCACUUCCACUACGAGGAGCACCUGGAGCGCAUGAAGCGACGCAGCAGCGCCAGCGUCAGCGACAGCAGUGGCUUCAGUGACUCGGAGAGUGCAGAUUCACUCUGUAGAAACAGCUUCAGCUUCAGCGACGAGAAGCUGAAUUCUCCAACAGACUCCACCCCCGCCCUGCUCUCUCCUGCCGUCAUGCCUCGGAAGGCCAAACUAGGAGACACGAAAGAAUUAGAAGACUUUAUUGCUGAUCUUGACAGAACAUUAGCAAGUGAGUAUGUGAAACAAGGAAGGGCUCUGGGUCCUUUCUCUUCUAAGGCAGAAGCUUCUGAAAGCUCUGAGGACCUGGUAAAACCAACUACUGGAAUCUGCUGCAAAAUGGACAGAGAUGAGACUCGGCUGCCCACAAGCCCUCAGACGAGCUUGCCUGUGGAUCAUCUCUGGACACAUUAG